AUUGCUCAUUUCGACUUUUCUGCUUUCAAACGUGAUGUUGUAGUUCGCAUUUGUUCUAGCUGGAAAUGGAAAAAAAAUCUUUCGAUUGGAAGAAUUUCGCGAAAAAAUCGAAUCCAAGGUCUAGCAAGUUAUAAUUUGUUACUAACAGAAAAUUAUUGUAUCCAAAACGGCAUUUUCGCGAAAAGUAAGCGGUAAAACUCAAGUCAUCGGAAAAGUACCCAGGAAGUUUACUUGAAGUAAAGGAUCUAUGCUGAUUUGUUUGAAUGAAUAAGGAAAAGUUCAAUACGCUACAGCAAUAAAUUCAAAAUGAGUGCAUUUCUCAGAGCUCCGAAGCUAGUACUUGGACUGAACCGGUAUUACCUGGAUUUGGGAGUUCGGAACCGAGUUGUAAGCUACCGAGCCAAACGGUUAGGUCUAUAUCAGCAAUGCUACAGUACUUUUUCCACUGGUGGCAGAAACGUGGCUGUGUUGGCAGUUUCUCCUUCACUGAUUGAUGCGCUAGGAUAUAGCUUUAGUAAUAAUGGUGCUAUUAGAUGUAUAUCGACAAGUGUGGUGCACUUUGAUCAACCGUCAUCCAAGGUGGAGGUGACAGUGCAAACGAUCAAAAAAUCGAAAAAAGAGCACGAACAGCAACAGCAAAGCGUCGAAGCUACUGCUGCCACAGUGUCUACGGCAACCAGUGCGAGUACAGCAGAGGCAGCUGUUCCACCCACACAAGUUGUCGUAACAGAACCGGUGAAAAAAACACUCCAGCAACGGAUAUGGGCCGAAUUAGUGCAUUACUAUCAUGGUUUUCGGUUACUAUUUAUUGAUAUCAAUGUAAGUCGGAAGCUUAUAUGGCGGGUACUUAAUGGGAAAACAUUGACACGCCGCGAACACCGACUGCUCGUACGAACCACCUCGGAUAUGUUCCGUCUGUUACCAUUCUCAGUGUUCAUCAUAGUGCCCUUUAUGGAAUUGCUUCUCCCGCUAGCGAUAAAAUUGUUCCCGGGAAUGCUACCAUCAACGUUCCAAACUGCAACGGAACGGGAGGACAAAAUAAAACAAAACCUUAAGGUGAAACUAGAAAUGGCCAAAUUCUUGCAGAAGACUUUGGAUGACAUGACUGUGCAAAAUAAAGAUCACCGCUCACAAGCAGCAAAGGAUUUUAGUGAAUUCUUCGCCAAGUUGCGUACCACGGACGACUUUACUGUGACUAAUGAGGAUAUCAUCAAGUACUCUAAAUUGUUUGAGGAUGAAAUAACGUUGGAUUCGCUGUCGCGGCUACAGCUGCAAGCACUUUGUCGGGUGCUAGAGAUGUCUCCGAUUGGAACUUCUAAUCUGUUGCGUUUUCAACUAAGGCUGAAGUUGCGUAGCUUAGCUGCAGAUGAUCGCACUAUACAGAAAGAAGGCAUCGAAUCAUUAAAUCUAUCUGAGCUGCAGGCAGCUUGUCGUGCACGUGGCAUGCGUGCUUAUGGUGCUACCGAGGAACGUCUACAAGCACAACUUCGAGAGUGGAUUAACCUUAGUUUAAACGAAAAAGUACCUCCAUCACUGCUACUACUUUCGCGAGCUCUGAUGUUACCAGAAAAUGUCACUACGAGUGAUAAACUGAAGGCUACUAUCUCUGCCCUUCCCGAUUCGGUUGCUACCGUUACAAAGGCCGCUAUCGGUGAACGGGAAGGAAAGAUUGAUAACAAAACCAAAAUCGAAGUCAUCAAGGAAGAACAACGUAGAAUCAAGGAAGAGCUUGAAGAAGAAAAAGAAAAACAGAAAGAGAUCGCCGAAAUUUUGGUCGACAAAGCUCCAAUUGUCACCGAAGAGAAGGUUAUCCAUUUGAAAGAGCCUGUGGUGCUUAAACCAGUAGCAGAACAGCCUGUGGUUUCGGCUGCGGAGGAAAUAUCCAGCAAAGACUUGGAAGCACUUGGCGAUGCGCUGGGUACUUUGAGUAAGGAUAAAAAGACAUUGCUUGUAGAGAAAGAAGAGAUUAAGGACUUGAAGGAGGAAAUUGCUGAUUACCAAGAAGACGUCCAGGAACUUCAAGAGGUCAUAACCGCGGCUCCUGGAGAGAUGAAGGUAAAAGAAUCGCGCGCUGCCAAAAUGCUGUACAAACAAGUUAAUUCAAUGAUCAGUAAAAUGGACACAGUGCUUGCUGAUCUAGAGAAGAAGGAACAGGAACUGCAGCAACAAGUCAGCGCUGUCAAAGAAAGUACUACCGAUAAUGAUGGACCAGCAAGCAUUGUUAGCGAGGAAUUGGUGCGAAUCGAUGAACUGAUGUCCGUUAUAAGAAAAAUUCAGCAGAUUCCUGAUGAUUCCCGGUUAGACCAAAUUUCUAAAAUCCUUGGCAAAAUAGACGACGAUCACGAUGGGCACAUCAAAGUGGAAGACGUUUUGAAGGUGAUCGAAACUAUCGGCAAGGAAAAUGUUCAUUUGAAUGCCAAACAAGUUGAUGAGCUAAUUGAUUUGUUAGACAAGGAAGAGGUUCUGGAGGCUGAGGAUAAGAUCGAAAAAGCCCUCAGUAAGAGCCUGGAAGCCAAAGAGAAACAAAAGGAGCAGGAGAGAAGAGAGAAAGAGAAGUUGAUGGAACUACAGGAUAAAGCAACUGAUUUGAGUCUUUCCCCUGCCGAUGGUCAAACAAGUAAAGGAAACGAUACGAAGCUUGAUGAACCAAUUCUUGAUAUUCAACAAAACGCUGUCGAUAGGAAAAAACAACAAAAGUUGUCUGACGCUAGUAUAACCAGCGAUAUCAACUCGUCGUCGGCAUCGGGGAAUAACACAGCAAAAAUUCCAUCAACAAUCGUUCCUCCACCAGCGUCGUCCAGUUCAACACAAGAUAAACGAAUUUGACGCAGUCAAAAACAAACUACUGUUGAUUCCAAAUAGCCAAUCUGCGAAAACCUAGUACCAGGUGAAUAAUGGAGUAGUCCGAUGAAAGGACAUUGAGCAACGACAUCAGGCCGUAUUCCUAGUGGAUCAGAAUAGUUGAAUACACAGCAAUGCUGAUAGUACUUUGCGCUGAAAUUCAGUGUCUGAACAAGUGAUUAUGAAAAUAUUUGUGAACAAUAAUGUAACUGUAAAUUAUGCGUUGUAAAAAAGAUUUAUUUAAAACCCGAUCCUCUAACAUAUUUUUUUUAUUGUUUCCACACAGAAUAACGCAAUCCUCCAAUGUUGUUAAACAUUGACAAUACCUUUUCUGCUGUUCAGAAAUAAAAUUUUUAAUAAUGUA
Molecule: messenger RNA, 3205 nt
Organism: Malaya genurostris
Lineage: Eukaryota; Metazoa; Arthropoda; Insecta; Diptera; Culicidae
Gene: Letm1
Product: mitochondrial proton/calcium exchanger protein
Exons: 6
Coding region: 307-2826 (839 amino acids)
Biological process (GO): intracellular monoatomic cation homeostasis
Cellular component (GO): mitochondrial inner membrane
Molecular function (GO): ribosome binding; calcium ion binding
Source: RefSeq, a predicted model, not a curated record